CUCGAUGUCUCCCCGGGAUAAGAAGCUGGAAGAUUGACAAGGGAGAAACCCAACGCUCCCAGCACGUCUGACCAAGGGUGUCACCACCUCCUGCCCAGGAGACAUGGCGCGAAGAGCAGACUUGCAGGCUCAACACACGCGUGAGCCCAGGACUGGGGAGGAACAGGAAGAGAAAGAUCCAGCCCCAUCAAAGGGAUAAAAACAACAGGUUUUUUUAGUUUGCUUCAGAAGAAAUUCAGACGGAUAUUAGGUUUUCUGAAGGAAGAGAGAGAAGGUCUCCGAGGAAGGAGAGCUACCCUGGAGUGCAGAAAACUGGAGGAUCUGGUAGGUGUCAGCCUCCCUGGCCUGUCAGUCCCUGGGCACUAAGAUAUCAUCUUUAGGAUCAUUUCUUUAGAUCAUUUUUGGCUCCUUGGCACCACUGCUGUGUCGUUAAGCCUAGGACCAUCACAGCCUUCUGCCCAAAUACAUGCAAAGCUGAUUGUGGCUUUUAUCAGCAGGGAAUAUAUUUCUGCCCAAAUCCGUGUUGCUUUUUUUAUUAUUAUUAUUAUUUUAUUUUUUAAGCAUCGAGUUUGAUUCCACCCCCCUGAUUUCUCCAGGAAUUCAGCAAAAAGUUGGAAGGGAUUCAGGUUGAACAGUGAGCUCCUCCUGUGGCAAAUGCCUCUCCAUGAGUUCCUCGUGGUAUUUCCCGUCCCACUGCUCCUUUGUUUGCAUCUUAAAAGGGAUGGAGAGAAGCUGAGCCCUGGCAAACCGUGCUUGGAUUUCGGGUUCCCAGGAGGAUAUGAGCUCUUCUUGCUUUCACAGCUGGAAGACCUGAAAAAUGAGAUUGAGAAGAGGCAAGCAAAAGCCACCACCAAGCUCUCGGAGGAGAUUUCCCAGCUGGACAGCCUGACAAAAGCACAGGAUAAGAAGAGCCAGCAAUCGGAUGUGAAAAGCCUCGUUACCAGGUGUGGGAAAGUGACUUUCCAGUUGCCAGUGAAUGUUUCUCCAGAGCCAGAAGAGAGAUUCUGUCAUUUCUCAUGGAGGAAUAGUGCUCUGAAGGAAACCCUGAAGAAGCUUCAAGCCAGCAUCACCCUGGACCCUGACACAGCUCACCCUGACCUCAUCCUCUCCGAGGACAGAAAGAGCGUGAGACGUGGAGAAGCACGGCGGGACCUGCCUGAUAACCCCGAGAGAUUUGACUACUGGCCCUUCGUGUUGGGCUACCAGAGCUUUGCCACCGGCCGGCACUGCUGGGAGGUGGAGGUGGGGGAUGAAGGGGACUGGGCCGUUGGGGUGGCCAAAGAGUCCAUCGCUCGGAAGGGACAACUCAGCCUCUGCCCCAAAGGGGGGAUCUGGGGGGUGGAGAAGUGGGGGGGACAGAUCCGGGCACUCACCACCCGCAAGGUGACCCUCCUACCCCUGCGGAUGCUGCCCAGGAGGGUCAGCGUCCACCUGGACUAUGCCGGAGGGACGGUGGCAUUUUUUGAUGCUGAUGAAGGGGGGCUUAUAUUCAUUUUUUCCCGAGCUGCAUUCACUGGGGAGAGGGUCCACCCAUGGCUCUGGGUGGUGGGGGCCAGGUCUCAGCUCAGACUAUGUCCCUGAGACACAGAAAUCAGCACCCCCCAUAAUUUCCAUAGCCUUGUUGGACAGCCACUUGGCUUCCGUGCUACCCUUGGGGCCGUGGGGAACAGAAGAAAUGGGGGGACUUUGGCUUUUAAAGGUCCUUCAUCCCCUUGAGACUAGGGGAUUGAUAUUGGUGAGGAAUGUCGGGCAAAAAAAAAAAAAAAAGAAAAAAGAAAAAAAGGAAAAAGUGCUGCAGAAGGGACCUGGGGUGUGGAAGUGGAAAAUGGUGGGCAAAGGGAAAAAAAACACAGUGGCAGAAAGGCAAAAUUUCACAGCAUUUAUAUCAAAUUUAUAUCAAGUUUCCUUGAUCAAAUACAG
Messenger RNA from Oxyura jamaicensis (ruddy duck), 1920 nucleotides. RefSeq names its product E3 ubiquitin-protein ligase TRIM39-like. Lineage: Eukaryota; Metazoa; Chordata; Aves; Anseriformes; Anatidae. The coding region runs from base 655 to 1581 and encodes 308 amino acids. Gene Ontology annotation, molecular function: protein binding. The record is from RefSeq and is a predicted model, not a curated record. The transcript is spliced from 4 exons.